Messenger RNA from Sabethes cyaneus, 2523 nucleotides. RefSeq lists its product as uncharacterized. The coding region runs from base 1 to 2523 and encodes 840 amino acids. NCBI's taxonomy places the organism in Eukaryota, Metazoa, Arthropoda, Insecta, Diptera, Culicidae. The transcript is spliced from 3 exons. The record is from RefSeq and is a predicted model, not a curated record. Gene Ontology annotation, molecular function: nucleic acid binding.
AUGGCGUCUGAUGUCCAGUCGUAUACAGUUACACUUGAAGAUUUACAUUCGUCCAUUCAACGUUUUUGGGAAGUUGAAGAGGUAGAAGCUGUUCCGCAAACUUGCACCGAGGAAGAAGAAUGUGAGCAACAUUUUCAAGCUACACAUCGACGUGACACAACUGGUCGUUAUAUAGUUCAGCUACCUCUUCGGAAUUCAGUAUCUGAGCUUGGUGAUUCUCGUACGAUUGCGUUGAGGAGGUUUUAUGCAACGGAAAGAAGGCUCUCUAAGGAUCCUGAUUUAAGAAAGCAGUAUACAGAUUUCUUGACGGAGUAUGAAGCUCUCGGCCACUGCAAGGAAGUAUAUGAAGUAAACGAUACUCAAGAUAAGUUAAAAUGGUAUUUACCUCACCAUGCUGUUCUAAAGCCGUCGAAUACAACCACUAAGUGCCGUGUUGUGUUUGAUGGUUCUGCUAAAGUUUCCGGUUGCUCGCUCAAUGAUGUUUUACAAGUGGGCGCAAUCAAUCAGAGUGAUCUGCAAUCAAUCCUUUAUCGUUUUCCUACUAGAGCACUCCAUCAGCUUGCAAUCGAUGAAGGGACCAACUAUCUGUUGGCGGCUGAUGUUAUUAUGGAAAACUGCUAUAUUGAUAAUGCUCUUCUUGGUUUCGAUGAUUUUCAUAUUGCUUCCACAGCUCGAGAGCAGCUUAUUCACCUUCUUUCAGCUGGCGGAUUUCACUUACAUAAGUGGUCUUCAAACAGUCUCAAAUUGUUGGAGACAAUACCUGGCGCCGAUCGCGAAGAAUUGGUUACCAUAGGAACCGACGAAGUAAUAAAAACUUUGGGCUUGAUGUGUAAUCCGGCUGAUGAUGAGUUGAUAUUCAUUUCCUUGUCUUCGGUAAACAUGCAAAUUCCCACGAAACGGCAAGUGCUUUCGCUUAUUGCAUGGAUGUAUGAUCCUUUAGGUCUGGUGGCUCCAAUCAUCGUUAUCGGCAAGCUGUUGAUGCAGCGAAUAUGGAAGGAGAAUUGGGAAUGGGAUGAAACCAUCACUGGCGAAAUCCGAACCGAACUGGAAUAUUUCGUGCAGGCCAUUAGCGGUGUGAAUCAAAUCCACAUUCCAAGACAAGCAGUUGUUACGAAUGCUGCUACAUUUGAGCUUCAUGGGUUUGCAGAUGCUUCAAUGUACGCAUAUGGGGCAUGCGUCUUCGUGCGGUCCGUUGUUCCUGGAACAGAAGUUGUUAUGAGAUUAUUAUGUGCCAAAUCAAAGAUAGUACCGAAGAAUGUACUUACCAUUCCACGUAAGGAGUUGUUAGCUGCUCGACUGUUGCACCACUUGGUUAAAAAGAUUCUUUCCGCUUUGACUACUGCUUUCGAGGAAAUUGUUUUAUGGUCUGACAGCCAAAUUGUUCUUGCAUGGCUGCAGAAAACUCCCAGCCGACUAGAUGUAUUUGUUGCUAACCGAGUGAAUGAGAUUAUCGCUAGUGGUGAGCGAUUUCGUUGGAGAUAUGUAAGCACCAAUCAUAAUCCUGCUGAUGUGGUAUCGCGUGGCCAACCUGCUGAUAAAUUGGCAAGGAACGAUCUUUGGUAUACAGUAAUAGAAAUCGAAAUUCUAUCCUUGUUCACUAAGUACGAGUCGUUCAGAAAGCUACAACGUGUUUUGGCGUACGUUUUGCGGUUUUGUCGAAACUGUAAGGAGUCGGUUAAGGAGAAUCGUGUAUUGGAGCAGUUUCCUACCGUUUUCGAAUUACGAUCAGCAAUGAAUACUAUAGUGCGUGUCACGCAGCAUCAAAGCCUUGAUGAUGAAAUUAUGAGACUGAAGGCAGGUAAGCCUUGCAAGCGCAUCUGGAAUUUGUGUCCUAUUCUUGAUGAUGGGUUGUUGCGGGUGGGUGGAAGACUGCGCAACUCUAAUCUACCAUUCGAAAGCAAACAUCAAUUGAUAUUACCCAAUAGUAACCGAACAGUUGAAAGUUUUAUUAUGACCAUCCACCAAGAAAAUCUCCAUGCUGGUCCGUCUGCCCUGAUGGCAAUAACUCGAAGACAAUUCUGGAUUCUUAAAGCAAGAUCAACAUUCCGUAAGGUAACCCGAAGUUGUGUAAAAUGUUUUAAAUUAAAACCUGUAAUGGCUCAUCAAUUCAUGGGAGAUUUACCUGCAAGUCGUUGUGACAGAGCGCCAGCAUUUCAAAAGGUGGGAGUCGACUUUGCAGGGCCCAUUUUAGUGAAACAAACAGGACGCAAGGCGGCACCUGUGAAGGGUUAUAUUUGCCUAUUUGUUUGCUUAGUUACCAAGGGUCUCCAUCUAGAAGCAGUUGAAAACCUUUCUUCUGAAACCUUUAUUGCUGCAUUAGUACGAUUUGUUUCACGAGGAGGAAUACCUGAAGAUCUGUUCUCGGACAAUUGGACGCAUUUUGUCGGCGCAAAGCAUGAACUACAUGAGUUAUACAAGCUGUUUGAGCAGCAAUUAACUAAGCGGCAAUUAUUCGAUUUUUGCCAUCCUCGCCAAAUUCGCUGGAGAAUGAUACAUGGGAGGGCUUUGGGAGGCUGGAGUUAA